AUGUCUUAUAAAGAGUGUGAUGCAAUUAAUGAGAUUGAUAAUUAUUUUGUUGAUGUUCCUAACAACUCGAGAAAAGAUGGUUCUGGGGAUUUAUUAAAUGUGUAUUGCCCUAAUAAGAACUGUAGUAAUGAUGAAGAAAAGAUUAUCUCUGGUUUUAUAAUGUUACUAAAAAUGGUUGAUAAUGAAAAUAUAAAUAGUGAAAAACUUGUUGAAUUCGCUAUUUUAUGGUUAAGUUAUAAACUAAAUAAAAAAAAAGAAAUUGGAACCACCAGAUUAUACGAUUUUUAUACUGAAAAUAUAGAAAAAAAUAGUUGUUAUAAGGGGAAUAUACCUACUGAUAGUAAUAGUAAUAUUAAUAAGGAUGUUAUAGAAAAUAAAAUAAGAUCGAUGGAUAUUGAUAUUAAAGAUAUAUCUAAUUUUUAUGAUGCAUUUAAAUCAUUAUGUAACAUGUAUAGUGAAAUUAAUGCAGAAAAUAAUACUGAAUGCAAAACAUGUUUAGAAAAUGCUGGAGAAUUUUUUGAAAAAUGUGAAAAAGUUAAAAAUGUUUUUGAUAUUACUAAAGGAAGUUCUUAUUUACAACUAUGGUCUAGUUUAUCAAAUGAUUAUAAAAAUUUUGAAAAUAAUUAUAAUAGUAAUUGGUGUGAUAAUGUCCCAUCAGUUGUAGCUUGUCCACGAAGUUCAAUAACAAAAAAUACACUAAUUACAAUUGCAAUUAUAUUUGUUGCAUCAUCAAUUUUAUUGGGAGUUUCUUAUAAGUAUUCGUUAUUUGGAUUUCGGAAACGAUCUCAAAAACAACAUUUAAGAGAAAUGCUAAAAAAAUAA
Messenger RNA from Plasmodium yoelii, 822 nucleotides. RefSeq names its product PIR protein. Lineage: Eukaryota; Apicomplexa; Aconoidasida; Haemosporida; Plasmodiidae. The transcript is spliced from 3 exons. The record is from RefSeq and is a predicted model, not a curated record. Bases 1 to 822 code for a protein of 273 amino acids.